AUGCAGGUGAUAGCCAGCAGCAUUUCAUCCAACUCCAGCUACGCCCAGGUCCAAGACCUAGAGCCAGAUCUAGAGACAGGUCUAUACGACCCCCCAAUCUCGCAGCCCUCCAAUCCAAACCCUCUAUCCCACGAGACCUCUCCCGCAAACGAAUCCCUACCCGAGCAACCUACACCCCCUACAACCCCAAACAUCGAGCAGCUGUCCCUAGCCUCGCCCGAGCCCGAAGCCAGACCCGUCCGUCCACGCAUCUUCGUCCCAGGCCUUCGACGGUCCCUCCCCAGCAAGGAAAAUAUGCUUACCGUAUCCAUGUGCAUCGCCAGACUCCUCGCGGUUAUAUUCGGCUUGAUUGCGGUGGCAACGCUGUGCGGUAUCCUUGUUGGGCCUGUGGUGGUUCUUGUUAGCUUGGUCGUGCAAUGGGCUUGGAGGCUUAUGGGUGUCCCGGUAUCUCCGGAUUCUGGAGCGGGGGGUAGUUAA
Molecule: messenger RNA, 477 nt
Organism: Aspergillus mulundensis
Lineage: Eukaryota; Fungi; Ascomycota; Eurotiomycetes; Eurotiales; Aspergillaceae
Exons: 2
Coding region: 1-477 (158 amino acids)
Source: RefSeq, a predicted model, not a curated record